AUGAAUAUUGAUUCAGGGCCUAUUGAGCCCUUACCAAAGCAGAAAGCCACGAAACAACGGAAAACUAUGAAGUUUACAUUGAGUAAAUACACCAUUUAUGAAACCAAGAAAUCUAUUUACAUUGUUGCUAGUAAUAAACGAGAGACAAUGUUUCGAAUACUUGAAAUUGAUCUCAAUGGUGAAGAGGACAAUUUGAAUAUUGCGGAAGACAAUGUAUUUUUCAUGAGAAACGAGGUGAUGGAAGUUCUUCGUAAAAUUGAAGAGGCAGACGAUGAUGCUUUAACGAAGAAACUCACAGGCUAUGGUUUAUUGGGAGUAAUUAGGUUCACAGCAUGUUAUUAUUUGGUGGUAAUAACUGAAAUGAGUCAGGUUGCCGUUCUCGGAGGUCACUCUAUUUAUCAUAUCGACGAUACAGAAUUAGUUCCGAUAACAAAGUCAACGAAGAAACGGGAUUCCACCGAACUUCGAUUUAUACAAUCAUUCCAGAAUCUUAAAUUAUCAAAAACCUUUUAUUUCAGUUACACUUUUGAUAUUACUAAUACAUUACAAACAAACAUACUGAGACAGAAGUUUCUGUCCGUUGGGAGGUCAGAUAUCGAAGUGCCGCCUGGCAUUCCUGAUUAUAACGAAAUGUUUAUGUGGAAUUCAUACUUGCUUGAUCCCAUUUUCUCAUGUAUUGAUACCGUAUAUGAUUGGUUUCAACCCAUUAUUCAUGGGUUCAUUGACCAAGUCAAUGUUUCACUAUUCGGUAAGAGUAUUUAUAUCACACUAAUUGGUAGAAGAUCCCAUUAUUUUGCAGGAGCUAGAUUUUUGAAAAGAGGUGUUAACAAUAAGGGUUAUGUGGCAAAUGAAGUGGAAACCGAGCAGAUUGUAGCUGACAUGAGCCUUACAUCAUUUCACUCCCCUGCAAGAGGUUUUUUUGAUAGUGAUAAAUACACUUCUUUUGUUCAACAUAGGGGAUCAAUACCAUUGUUUUGGUCUCAGGAAGCUUCUAAUUUGACCGCUAAGCCGCCCAUCAGCAUUAACAUUACAGAUCCUUUUUAUAGUGCUGCAGCUAAACAUUUUGAUAAACUAUUCCAACGAUAUGGUGGUGGUACUAUUCAAAUAUUAAAUCUAAUAAAAACAAAAGAGAAGAAUCCUCGUGAAACAAAAUUAGGAGAAGAAUUUGAAAGGUGUAUUAAAUAUUUAAACCAGUUUCUUCCUGAUAUCAAGAAAUUAGAGUACAAAGCAUGGGAUAUGAGCAAAGCAUCAAAAUCUCAUGGUCAGAUGGUGAUUGAGUUUUUAGAAAAAUAUGCAAAGGAAACUGUGGAGACUACUGGUAUCUUUCAUAAUGGAAAAGAUUUUCAGUCAACAUCUGUACAAGAGGGUGUUUGCAGAACAAAUUGUAUUGACUGCUUAGAUAGAACAAAUGCAGCUCAGUUUGUCAUUGGAAAACGUGCUCUUGGUGAACAACUACAUGCAAUGGGAAUUAUCGAAGAAAAGUUUUUAGAAUACGAUUCGGACAUCGUUAACAUUUUGACUGAAUUAUUCCAUGACCACGGUGAUACCAUAGCCUUACAAUAUGGGGGCUCCCAUUUGGUGAACACAAUGGAGACUUAUAGAAAAAUCAAUCAAUGGAGCUCACAUUCUAGAGAUAUGGUUGAGAGUAUCAAAAGAUUUUAUAGCAACUCAUUUGUUGAUGCUCAGCGGCAAGAAGCUAUAAAUCUCUUCCUAGGCCACUAUAUCUGGUCUAAAGAUCAACCUAUGCUUUGGGAUAUGUCAACAGAUUUUUACUUGCACAACUUAUAUGAAAUUUCGGGAUUGAGGCGAAGUUACAGACAUUGGUGGCUUGAUUCCAACAUAAAAGGCCUACAUAAAACUAUCCAGGAAGAGAUAAUUGACAAAAACAAUGAUGUUACUGUUGCUAAGAUAUUCAAGAAUGUCAGAGGUUAUCCAAACUCCUAUGAUAACUAUUGGAAUGAACAUUAUACCCCUCGAAUUUUUGUAUCUCUCAAAGAUGCUUUCACUUUCAACAUGAAUUCUACCAGACGGUACCAUCACGGAAAACAAGCAAUCUCCCCAUUCGAUUCUCGCAAGCAGACUUCGAUAAAUCAGAAAUUGAGAUUGUUGACAUCUGAUAAGAAAGACAAACAUGUCAGUGAAACUAGUAGGAAAAAAGUUGAAGCAAGUGUUUCUCCCAAAGACGAAUUGAAUUUAUACACGGCUCAAUUGAAAGAAAUUCUUCACCAAUCAGAAAAGUCUUUAAAACAGCUGGACAAUUUCCCAAUAGGAUUCCCGGUGUUUUCUAGCGAUCAACCUCUAUCAUACCAUGAGUUUGCUAUCGAUGAUGAUGAUGAGAUUCCAGAAUAUGGACACACUACCUUUGAGUGCAACGAAUACGACAGAAUCUCCAAUUUGCAAAAGAAUACUCGAUAUGCGUAUGCAGAGCCAUCAGAAGAGACAUUGUAUGAAAAUGUAAUAAAUUUUGAGAAUUAUAAAUUGCUGUAUGACUAUAGUGAGUAUAUUAAUUAUCAAUCGCUAACGGUUUCACAGGCUGGUAUAUCCGAAUAUGAGAAAGUGAUCAAUAAAGCAGACAGUUACGGAAACCCCACCUUUAUUUGA
Kluyveromyces lactis is the source of this 2601-nucleotide messenger RNA. RefSeq names its product phosphatidylinositol-3,5-bisphosphate 5-phosphatase (gene FIG4). The transcript has a single exon. The record is from RefSeq and is a predicted model, not a curated record. Gene Ontology annotation, biological process: phosphatidylinositol dephosphorylation. Bases 1 to 2601 code for a protein of 866 amino acids. Gene Ontology annotation, cellular component: intracellular membrane-bounded organelle. Gene Ontology annotation, molecular function: phosphatidylinositol-3,5-bisphosphate 5-phosphatase activity. NCBI's taxonomy places the organism in Eukaryota, Fungi, Ascomycota, Saccharomycetes, Saccharomycetales, Saccharomycetaceae.